Molecule: messenger RNA, 6188 nt
Organism: Syngnathus typhle (broad-nosed pipefish)
Lineage: Eukaryota; Metazoa; Chordata; Actinopteri; Syngnathiformes; Syngnathidae
Gene: lmtkb
Product: apoptosis-associated tyrosine kinase b
Exons: 11
Coding region: 797-4819 (1340 amino acids)
Biological process (GO): brain development; peptidyl-tyrosine autophosphorylation
Molecular function (GO): ATP binding; protein tyrosine kinase activity
Source: RefSeq, a predicted model, not a curated record
ACUUCCCGGCUGGGAAGCCGAUGAGGCCGGAUGGAAGCGGCUUAGCGCACCGACGCCAGUAUUGAUUAGGGGCGCCCGCGAACACAACAACAACAAACAGACAGAAAUCCACGCACGCGUGCAUGCAACAUGCUUGUGUUUGGGCUCCAGGAUGAUAACGGGCGCUAACUGGUGCCAAGCGGUGCCAAAAGAGUGAGAGGACGCAGGCGGCUGUCAGGAAUGAGCAGCGUGGUGGGAGAUGACGCCACGUCCAGUAUGGACACUGGCUGGCCUGUGUGCAAUUCUUGGAGAAGGGUGUGUGUUUGUGUGUUUGCGUGGGGUCACACCACAAAGGCCCGUUUGUCUGCGCCUCCACCCACAAUGAAAGAAGGAUAGACGAGAACGAGCUGGAGCGAGUUUCUGCUCGAGUUUCUUUGAGCGGACGUCGUUUGACUCUCGCGUGGACCGCCGUUCUCUGUCCUCACAGCACAGCACCCGAAAUGGUCCAACCUGAGUCGCCAGAGUCUGCUCUACCUGAAAGAGAUCGGCAACGGCUGGUUCGGCAAGGUAAGAGCCGGCUGGCCGGCCCUUGCGAAACCUUCCAAAAAGUGUUCCACCCCUUUGCAAUCCUCAUCAUGACGUGUCUCGAGUGUUUGCAAGCAGAUAACAUCUUCUUCUCUCCAUCCUUGUUUUCCACACUCAUCAACAUCCGCGUUAUCUUCACGACUGGGUUCUUCUGGGGGAGGUGAAUGAGAACCUGAGGAGCAGUCAGGUGGUGGUCAAGGAGCUGAAGGCCAGCGCCAGUCUAGAGGAUCAGAUGCACUUCCUGGAGGAAGUGCGCCCCUACCGGGUGCUGCAGCACUCAGCACUGCUGCGGUGUCUGGCCCAGUGCACCGACGUGUCGCCCUUCCUGCUGGUCAUGGAGUUGUGCCCGCUGGGCGACGUAAAGGCGUACUUGAGGAGCAGCGCGCACGCCGACGGCGUCCCCGAGCCGCUACUCCUCCAGAGGAUGGCCUGUGACAUCGCUUCCGGACUCAAACACUUGCACGCGCACAACUUCACUCACAGCGACCUGGCUUUGAGGAACUGCCUGCUGACUGCCGAUGUCACCGUGAAGAUCGGCGACUACGGCUUGUCACACACCAAGUACAAGGACGACUACAUGAUCACGGCCGAGCAGACGUAUGUGCCGCUUCGCUGGAUGGCUCCAGAGCUGCUGGACGACGUGCACGGAAACCUGCUGGUGGCUGAGCAGACCCAACCGAGUAACAUCUGGUCUCUGGGAGUGACCAUCUGGGAGCUGCUGGAGCUGGGAAAGCAACCCUACGGCCAUUACUCUGACCGCCAAGUUCUGUCUCACGCCGUGAGGGAGCAGAAGCUGCGGCUGGCCAAGCCCGCUCUCCGAGUUCCUCUGGCCGAACGCUGGUACGAGGUGAUGCAGUUCUGCUGGCUCCCACCCGAUCAGAGGCCCACCGCCGAGGAAGUUCACCUACUCUUGAGCUACCUGUGCGCUAAGGGGGCCAGUGAGGCCGAGGAGGAUUUCGAGAGGCGCUGGAAAUCCAUGCGGCCCGGCGGCCGUGGCGGCAACGCUCGCGAGCAGCCCUCAUCCGCUUUCCCGUCCGCUUUCUCGUCCUUCCCUCUCCUCCAGCAGUUCUCAUCCGCUGACGGCUACCACUCUGAAUCCGGGGAUGACGUUCUGACCAUCACCGAGACCAGCCACGGCCUGAACUUUGAGUACCGUUGGGAGCGGGCCAGGGCGGAAGAGUCCCAGAGGGGCGCCGAGUCCUCGAGCACACUCAGCAGCCGUGAAGCUUUUUACCCUCCGGCGGGUUGCCGCUUGGAGAGCGUCCACCUCCGAGCUUCUCCCAUUUACGCUCCGGGCGUGCUUCCCGUCUUCAGCUCCCACAGCCCGUCGCUCAACAGCGAAUUCUACGUCCGCAUCGAAGAGCCGGCAGACUGCGGCCUGGAGCCGGCCGACUGCUCCGUGUGCUCCUACAGUCCGGACUUCCGGAGCGGCGGGAGCUUCCUCAGCGGGAGCGUCGACUCGGGCGGCUGCGUGGCCUGUCCGUCGCUGGCCGAGGCGGGCGGCAGCUACUGGUCGGCGGAUAUCCGCAAUGUCUACGACUCCAACGACUCCAGUCCCGCCAUCUCCCUCAGCACCACGGAGGGUCUGCCCCUCUUGGGCCAGGCGUGCGACGACAGCCCGCUGCGAGCCUGGGAGUCCAGUCACUACGUGUCUUACAAAGACCGGGAUGGAGGUUACUAUUAUGAGCACUCCCCGCCCGUGGACUUUGAGUGCUAUCUGAUGGGAGGAGAGCUGGCCACUGAGCAACUUCAAGAAAGUUGGGGGUCGAGGAGCCUUCGCCGGGCCUUGGGCGAGCUGGAGAACCCGGUGGGAGUGCCCCCCUCCCUGGACAGUCCGCCCCAACAGGUCUACGGAGACCCGUACAUGGACCUGGACACCGGUCACUCCUCCAUCAUCGGCAAGACGGUGACCGGAGGCUACUACGACAUGAUGGGCUCCUUGCGGAAGACCAUGCCGAGUCACGGCGGGCGCGGCUCGGUCGCCAUUAACACAGAAACGGAGAGGGCGAUCUUCGUGGGGCCCCUCGCCAGCCAUUCAGGGGUGGAUGAUGACCAAGACGAGAGCUACGCGUGCAACACGUGGCCUUCCAAACAGCGUCGCCCCCAAAGACGAGCCAGUCGGAGCCGCAGACGAGAAACCUACGUGGACUUUGACUAUGGCGUGCCGAGCACCGGCGUGGACCACUGCUGGACAGCUCCGCAUUACCGGAGCCUGCCCAAGAGUGUCGCCUACCUGGAAGCCCACCGAGCCAAAGAUGACAGUGGCCGCGUGAGUCAACACCCCCUCUCGGUGUCUCCGGAGCGCUAUGACGCUUCCGUGUACUCGUGCCACCAGAGCGCUCCCUACGCGGUGCCGCCGAGGGACUGUUGCCAUACGCACUUUGUAGAUCCACUCGCGGGCUUGAUGGUGAGUAACGACGGCUGUCACGACAAAGUCUCAGACAACCCGAGCGGUGACGAGAUGAUCAACCUCUCACCGGCGCCAGGAGGUCCGGUCGUGUCCAAAGACGCCCCGAUCAAGGAGCCACCAUACGCGGCGCUCAGAGCGGAAGACGUUAUCAAGCGAGACAUCGUCACACAGCAUCCUCCGGUGACCAAGCCCCACGUGGAAGCCAUGAGCCAAAGUCCGCCGCCGCCCGCAGAGAGCAAGCACGUGCCAGCGCACGUGACGGAACCGCAGUCAGAGAACAGUCAAGCGGGAGAUAGCGGUUUGGACCGAGGCGGCUCCAGCAUCAGCCUCACCGACAUCCCCGACAACCAAGACGACGACAGCAUUGAUGACAUCACCGACGUCACUUCGGAGAUCUUUGCCGAGGAGUCCGCCGAGCCGAACGCUUCCCCUGCCUUCGAGUCGCAGGGAGGACCAGCGGAUUCCUUGAAGUCAGUCCCCGGGUCUCAUGAGGGCUCCGGGCCCCGCUCUUCCUGUUACCCCAAAGCCACGGACAGCGGCUACGACACGGAAAAUAACGAAAGUCCCGAGUUUGUCCCGAAAGAACCUCACGAAGCCAAAGAGCAAGACGUGCCUCGGCCAGCCGUCCACACCGGCGGGAAGGAUGAGCAGUGCCCUGCGGGUGCCCUGAAGGAGGAAGCAUCUCCUCAAGAGCCGCCACCGCCCUUCUUGCCGCUCAGUCAGGAGACGCCAUACAGGGACUCGGCCUACUUCUCUGACUAUGAGAACGAACGGCAGGUGGGGAACGAACAGGAGGGAGCACGUCAAAACCCGGGCGGUUGUGUCGAUGAAGACCGGCUCGCACCGAGGGACACCGCGGUGGGCUCGACGGAAGACGACUCGUUGGACGGUUCGACGACAGAAGGGGGCCUGGACGAGUGGCCCUCCCACGAGGAAAGCUCAUCUCUUGAAGACUGGGCAGCAGAGGUGGUGGGAGCCAUGGAGGAGGCUCUCUAUGCCCUGAACGAAGAGCCCGAGUCCACGGCCGUGUUCCAGAAAGAAGGAGGAAGGGGUGGGCCGCUCAAGGACAAAGCUUUAGGGCCCGAGAUGCCGCACGGCUUACCCAAAGACGAGGUGGCCUUGCAGCAGGCAGCCAAUUCCAGAAAGUCAUCAGAAGACCGAGGAACCGGGAACGAGGCGGAUGGCGGCUCGGACGGCGGCUCGGACGGCGGCUCGGACGGCGGCUCGGACGGCGGCUCGGACGGCGGCUCAGAUGACAGCGACGAGUCGGAUGAGGAGCCGCGCGCCUCGGGUGUCCCGGAAGAGGAAAGCGAGGACGAGUGGCAGCCGGUGCCCAUCGUGAUCAGCGACGACAGCCGCGCCCACACGCUGAGAGGCCUCCUCAAGACGCCCGCUGUGAUCGAGCUCCACCGAGAGCUGCCGGCCAACAAGAGGACCGUGUCCUUCUUUGAUGACGUCACCGUCUAUCUCUUCGAUCAGGAGAGUCCCACCAAGGAACUGAGCGCACACGGGUUCCCUUUGGCCGCAGAGGGUUCGGGCACCAAAUGGCCUGAGAGGCUCGUUGUGUCGGACGACUCCUCGGACGGAAACGUCUCGGAAGAGAGCGCGGGCUUCGAGUGGGAGGACGACUUCCCCCUGCUGCCUCUGCCGACAUCCUCGGCGACCGCUGCUGCUGACGACUCGCCGUCCCGCGCCGCUGCUGAACCCUUGGAGAGCAAGUCAGCGGCUGGCUUCUCUCGCUUCACCGUGUCUCCCUCCAGCGCGUCCCGCUUCUCCAUCACGCACAUCUCUGACUCGGACAUGGACUCUGUGGGAGGAAGCAGCGAGGACGGCGACAAAGAGUGAAGGACGCACAUUCGUCAGCGUUUUUGACGCUUCUCGCUCAAGGAAACGUCCACUUGAUGAAGAAUAAGACGGGUUCUACGCAUUGAGACUUGAGAAGGUGCAAGGCGACCUUUCUGAGACGAUGAAAUGGAAGAGAGACAGACGUUUUGAGAUUCAUCGACUACGUGCAUGUUUGAAAACGACGACAAAAGACGCACAAAUGUUUGAAAACGACGACAAAAGACGCACAAAUUUCUCUCACGGCGGGACCCGACAAGGCCUUCGAGGUUGCUGCUUGGACGUGAUAUUUAUGCUUAUUAAUUUGUACAAUCAACUCUCCUUCUCCUGUCUCGUGUUCUAAGUGUAUGGCACCCACGUUUGAACAAUGUCUAGGAAGAAUCCGGUGCUCUGAAUGAAAAAAAGGGCAACGCGUCGUCCUGCACACACACGUAAGACCCACCCUGCUAGUUGAAGUGCUGCACAACAAUAAUACAAGUAUGGGAUCCAAUUCAGGGGGGUGCAACAUUUACCUGCGUGUUUGAAUUUAUUUCACUUUGAUUUGUGCAGGUAAGGCACUUGAGAACAAGCUAACAAUAUCAACAUUGAGCAAUAGCAAGACAACGAUUUCUUCAUGUCUUGGAUUGAACAAUUAUUGUUUUAACACACUUUCAUUCUCGUGUAUUCAAUCAUCUGAUUAAAUAGUUGAAGUUGUAACUAACAUAAACCCAUCCAUCCAUCCAUUUUCUGUGCCGCUUAGUCCCCACGGGGGUCGCGGGCGUGCUGGAGCCUAUCCCAGCCGUCAUCGGGCAGUAGGCGGGGGACACCCUGAACAGGUUGCCAGCCAAUCGCAGGGCACACAGAGACAAACAGCUACAAGCACUCACACACACCUAGGGACAAUUUGGAGUGCUCAAUGGGCCUACCAAGCAUGUUUUUGGGAUGUGGCAGAAAACCGGAGUGCCCGGAGAAAACCCACGCGGGGUCGGGGAGAACAUGCAAACUCCACACAGGGAGGGCCGGAGGUGGAAUGGAACCCGCACCCUCCUAACUGUGAGGGGGACGUGCUACCCAGUGCGCCACCGAGCCGCCACUAACAUAAACCAAUUUAGCAUUUUUAAAUUCAUUGGCGGCUCGGUGUGAGUGCGAGUGCAAAUGGUUGUUUGUCUCUGGGUGCAAGCUGCGAUUGGCUGGGAACCGGUUCAGGGUGUCCCCUGCCUACUGCCCGAUGACGGCUGGGAUAGGCUCCAGCACACCCGCGACCCUCGUGGGGACCAAGCGGUUCAGAAAAUGGAUGGAUGAGAAUUCUUUGGCGUAAGUGGCUACUUCAUUACAUUAAGAGAUCAAAAUAUAGGAAAUAAUAAUUUGAUUAUUAAAAUGAACCGAUUUUAAA